Molecule: messenger RNA, 1737 nt
Organism: Lachancea mirantina
Lineage: Eukaryota; Fungi; Ascomycota; Saccharomycetes; Saccharomycetales; Saccharomycetaceae
Source: the annotation of a GenBank genome assembly
AUGGCAUUACAUCAAUUUGAUUAUAUUUUCGGCAUAACUAUGCUGUUUGCAUUUCUUGACGCAUUUAAUAUCGGUGCCAAUGACGUCGCAAACUCCUUUGCGUCUUCCAUCUCAUCGAGGUCAUUGAAGUAUUGGCAAGCAAUGAUUUUAGCAGGCUUAUGUGAGUUUCUAGGAGCCGUCUUAGCCGGAUCCAGAGUCGCUGGCACAAUAAAAAACAACAUUGUCGAUCCUAAAGUAUUUGUAAACGACCCUGCAGUUCUCAUGAUUACCAUGUCAUGCGCCCUUGUAGGAUCCGCUUGCUGGCUUACUGUUGCGACGGCAAUUGGUCUUCCUGUCUCCACAACUCAUGCAAUUGUAGGUGGUACAAUUGGAGCAGGAAUUGCUGCCGGUGGUGCUUCAAGCAUUGUUUGGGGUUGGAAAGGUGUGGCUCAAAUAAUUGCAUCCUGGUUUGUUUCUCCAGUUUUAGCAGGAUGCAUUGCAGCUGCAAUCUUUUUAGUUUCUAAAGUCUGCGUUCUCGAAAUAAAAAACAUUGAAAGAUCCAUCAAAAAUGCACUUUUACUUGUGGGAUUUUUGGUAUUUGGCACCUUUUCUGUCUUAACGAUGUUAAUCGUUUGGAAAGGCUCUCCAAACUUACACCUAGACAAAUUGUCAGGCACAGAGACAGCUGUCUCCAUCAUAUUGACAGGCGCCGUCGCGUCUGCUAUCUACUUCAUUUUCUUUUACCCAUUUUACAGAAGAAAGCUUUUGCACAAGGAUUGGACUCUGAAAUCUUAUGAUAUACUGAGGGGACCAGUGUUUUAUUAUAAAUCUAUCGAAGAUAUACCGCCAAUGCCGAUAAAUCAUGAGUUAACCAUCGACUACUAUGAAGGCAGGCGGUUUGACAAGGAAAAAGAAAAAAGAGAAGCCGUUGAAGAAGUCACGUUUGACUACGCUGACUAUUCAUCAAAAGCUGCAAGUGACGAAAUAAAAACCAAGACCAAAAUAGUGAAGCAGGAUGAAAUCGAACAAGAAAGCCAGCUUUGCACAAGGGAGCUAUGGAAGUCGUUGCUUUUCAAAGGUCCAAAGCGGUGGCCCAGACUCAUGUGGCUGAUUAUCUCGCAUGGAUGGACCCAGGAUGUUAUUAACGCGCAGGUUAAUGAGAAAGAUAUGCUAUCGGGAGAUUUGAAAGACAUGUACCAGAGAUCCAGGUUCUAUGACAACAGACUUGAGUACAUUUAUUCUGUUCUUCAGGCUAUAACGGCUGCAACAAUGUCUUUCGCCCAUGGGGCAAAUGAUGUUGCAAAUGCGACUGGGCCUUUGUCAACAGUUUAUGACAUAUGGAGAUCUAAUAGAGUCGACACCAAAACCGAGGUCCCAGUCUGGGUGUUAUGUUAUGGCGGCGGCGCUCUUGUUUUAGGUUGCUGGGUAUAUGGCUAUAACAUUAUAAAAAAUCUGGGAAACAAGCUUAUUUUGCAAUCUCCUUCACGUGGUUUCUCUAUUGAGUUAGCAGCCGCGGUUACCACAGUUAUGGCUACACAGCUGGCUAUUCCAACCUCUACGACCCAAAUAGCAGUUGGGGGCGUUGUUGCUGUCGGGCUUUGUAAUAAAGAUGCCAAAUCCGUCAAUUGGAGAAUGGUUGGUUGGUGUUACAUGGGAUGGUUUUUGACCCUACCGAUUGCUGGACUCAUCGCUGGUAUUUUGAAUGGUAUUAUUCUCAAUGCACCAAGAUUUGGGGGAAAUUAUGAGAUGACAAAAUAA